AUGGCGAGUGUUGUUUUUCAAUUGAUUAGAGAUCUGGAAAAUGUGCUAGCCAAAGCAGGAGCCAGUGUCCUAAGGCACAGGCAACACUGUCAUGUUGAAUAUAAGGGUCACAGUUGCAAUCUUAGAGAUAUCGAAAAGGCAUUUUUACAGAUCGUGUUAGCUGAAAAAGAUCGAGAUGCAGUUAGAUUUUUAUUUGUUAAGAAUAUUGAUACACCUUUGCAGAAUACCGACGAUCAGCUAGAAGUGUAUAGAUUUAAGCGUGUGCUCUUUGGUGUUAAUUCCAGUCCUUUUUUGUUAGCGGCAACUAUAAAGCUGCAUAUCCAAAAGUACAGAAAUGUGUAUCCCGAUACCUUUCAAAUUCUUGAUACAUGCAUGUAUGUUGAUGAUCUUGUUACAGGAGCAGAUGAUGUAUCAGAAGCCUUAAAAACUUCAAGGGAAGUAAAGGAAAUUAUGCGUGGAGCUGGGAUGAAUUUACGCAAAUGGGUGACGAAUGAUUAUCAUUUAGCUAAAAAAUGGGAAGAAGAAAAUUUUGAUAUUCAUCCCCUAAGCUCAAAUGAAAGGAUACUGAAGAUAUUAAGAAUUCAAUCGAACAUUCAGGAAGAUAGUUUGAGUAUAGAGACUUCAUGUUUGACGGAAAUUUCGAGGAGAAAGAAAAGUACCAAACGCUUAAUCCUCCAAACAGCUGGAAAAAUAUAUGAUCCUCUUGGACUCAUCACACCAUUCACUGUUAGAAUAAAACUUUUACUACAAAAGCUAUGGUUACGUAAAUUACCAUGGGAUGAAGAGCUUCCUUCUGAUUUGAACGACGAGUGGUCUCAUCAAAAGUUGUAUGGUGCAGCCGUUUACGUAAAGGUACAGAAUGAAGAAAAAAUUUCUGUGAAUUUGCUGGCUUCCAAGAGCAGAGUUUCACCUGUCAAAAAAGUUUCCUUGCCUCGACUUGAAUUGCUGGGUGCACUGAUUGCUGCAAGAUUGGGAACGGAAGUUAAAAAAGUUUUAGAUCGUAAAGAUUCAUCUAAUAUCUUUUUUUGGAGUGAUUCUAAAGUUACACUGUAUUGGAUCAAAGGAUCAAGCAGGAGAUGGAAGUCUUUCGUUCAAAAUCGCGUCGACGAGAUUCAGAAGUUGACUAAUCCAGAUUCAUGGUUUUAUUGUUCAACCAAAGACAAUCCAGCCGAUCUUCUAACGCGUGGAGUUAGUUCCUCUUCUCUAGUGAACAAUUCUAAGUGGUGGACUUGUGCAGAAUUUUUUACAGAGCCGCAUCUUCCCUACAAGUGCUUACAACCAAUAGUUCCAGAGGUUGAGAACCUAACACCAAAUGAAAGGGAGUCCUUUGUGCAAGAAAGCAAAAGUUCUAGUGACAUUAAUGACAUUUCUGAGAGAACUAUGUUGAUUGACAUGAACUCUAACGUUUUAGACGAACUCUUGAAUAUUAAUUUAUUUGUAAUUGCAGGAAUGGUGAAUCAAGAAAGGUAG
This is a messenger RNA of Stegodyphus dumicola, 1470 nucleotides long. RefSeq lists its product as uncharacterized. Lineage: Eukaryota; Metazoa; Arthropoda; Arachnida; Araneae; Eresidae. The record is from RefSeq and is a predicted model, not a curated record.